UUCAUUUUCUUAAUUCCCAUUGAAACAUUUGUAUAUUUGUCUCUCUUGAAAUGAAACUCUCUCUGCGUUUGGUCUCAACCAUUCUCCUCUCGUUCAUGCUACUCCUUGUCGCAGGAAUGAUUCCAGUGGAAGCCAGAACGUGUGAGUCACCAAGUACCAAGUUUCAAGGAGUGUGUCUCAAUGCAAAGAACUGUGCCGGUGUUUGCACUGGCGAAGGAUUCACAGGAGGUCAAUGCAGUAGUCUUAAGUGCUACUGCACCAAAACCUGCUAGAUUUAUAAAAUGUCACGAAAAUGUAAAAAUCAUUUUUUUUUGU
This is a messenger RNA of Brassica napus (rape), 315 nucleotides long. RefSeq names its product defensin-like protein 10. The record is from RefSeq and is a predicted model, not a curated record. NCBI's taxonomy places the organism in Eukaryota, Viridiplantae, Streptophyta, Magnoliopsida, Brassicales, Brassicaceae. Bases 51 to 272 code for a protein of 73 amino acids. Gene Ontology annotation, biological process: defense response. The transcript is spliced from 2 exons.